AUCCCGCCGAGAUCCCGCCGAGACGCCGGCGAGAGAGGUUGUGGCCGUGCUCUGCCACACACACACACGCAUAGGUCGUAUAAAGCGCUGCUGGUCCUGGUCUUGGCCCACAAACCCAUCUCCUCCCAUCCCAGCCCGUCUUUCCCCCCUGUCGAUCCACUUCCAAAAUGUCCUCCGGUGUCGGUGUCAGCAGCGAAGCCAUCGCCAGCUACGAUGAGAUGAAGCUUCGCCGCAAGUUUGUCUACAUCAUCUACAAGAUUUCCAACGACGGCAAGUCGAUCAUCAUCGAGAAGGCCCAGGAGCACAUCCCCAACGCCUGCCCCGUCGAGACCUACAACACCUUCAUCCAGCAGUUCCCCGUUGACGAGGGCCGCUUCGGUGUCUACGAUAUCGAAUACGAGACCCCCGCUGACGGUGUCCGCAACAAGCUUCUGUUCUUCAUGUGGGCCCCCGACAACUCCAAGAUCCGCUCCCGCAUGCUCUACGCCUCGUCCAAGGCCUCGCUCCGCCAGCGACUGGACGGCAUCCACGCCGAGAUCCAGGCCACUCUCCCCGAGGAGCUGUUCCUUGAGGAGGUUCUGGAGAAGGUCGCCAAGGGUGCCAUUGUCAACCCCCGCAAGGAAGAAUAGAUGCGUGUGCUUUAGAGGCAUAGCAUCGCUGGCUUCCGCUGGAGUGCUGCGGUGCCGCUGACCGCCCUUCUUUUCUUUUCCUGUGAAUCCUUAUGCAUAUUGUCUUGUUUGUCCUUUUGUUGUGGUGACCUCGUUCUUUUUGUUUUUUUUUACCGUAAGCUCAGAAAAGAAAAAAAAUGAAAUACCGGACCCACACUUCUCGAAGGAGCGAGUGUCCUGAUUUCGCUCUCUCCUGGAA
Polychytrium aggregatum is the source of this 867-nucleotide messenger RNA. RefSeq lists its product as uncharacterized. The record is from RefSeq and is a predicted model, not a curated record. Gene Ontology annotation, cellular component: actin cortical patch; actin cytoskeleton; cytoplasm. Gene Ontology annotation, molecular function: actin filament binding. Bases 168 to 629 code for a protein of 153 amino acids. Lineage: Eukaryota; Fungi; Chytridiomycota; Chytridiomycetes; Polychytriales. The transcript has 4 exons. Gene Ontology annotation, biological process: actin filament depolymerization; cell motility; actin filament severing.